AUGGGUGAUACAACACCAAUUGCACAGUCAAGCAAUGUGGACAAGGCAAUCACCUAUGACCACAGCCACCCAUAUCACCUUAAUAACUCUGAUUCACCUUGUAUGGCACUAGUAAACACUGUGUUUGAUGGUAGAGGAUACUCAGGUUGGAGAAGAUCUGUCCUACUAGCAUUAUCAGCCAAAAGGAAACUUGGUUUCAUCAAUGGAGCUUGUAAAGCUCCAGAUCUGAAAUCUGCAGAAUACGAACAAUGGAGCUGUGUAAAUGAUAUGGUCAUUUGUUGGAUUUCAAAUGCACUAUCAAAAGAGAUUGCAGAUAGUGUAAUGAGCUACAAAACAGCGAAAGAACUUUAUGACAGCCUAGAACAGAGGUUUGGCAAAUCAAAUGGGGCUAAACUCUAUCAUCUACAAAAAGAAUUAUCAACUCUGGUUCAAGGAAAUACUGACAUUGCUAGGUAUUUUACCAAACUAAAAAGAUUGUGGGAUGAAUUAGAUGCACUCAAUGUUGUUAUUUCUUGUUCAUGUGCAUGUGUGUGUGAAGGGAAGGCAAACCUGAUGAAAUCCUUAGAGGACCAGAGGUUGAUACAAUUUUUGAUGGGAUUAAAUGACAUACAUACACAAGCAAGAGGAAACAUUCUUAUGAUGAACCCUUUACCCAGUAUAGAUCUUGCAUACUCUUUACUUUUGCAAGAUGAAAAUCAGAGAGAAAUGUAUACCAAUGCUAAUCAUACUACUGAACCUGCCUCUUUUAUGGUGACUUCACAAGGGAGGGGUUAUCAGAGGAAUGGAAAUCAAGUUUUUAAAACACCAAAUCAAACACAUCAUAAACUUGGAAACAACACACAGAGGAACAACAAAGGCUUUCCAAAAUACAAGCCUAGAAAGGCAAAAUACAACCCAAAUGUGAGCUGCACAUAUUGUGGGAAAACAGGUCAUGUAGAGGAUGAUUGUUACAGACUUCAUGGUUUUCCUGAGGACUUUGAGUUUACAAAAGCCAAAUCCUAUCAAGGGAAAGCAAAUGGAGCAGUUGCUGAGGAAGAAUUUGAGUUUGCUAACAACACCAAGGUGGAAGCAUGCAACAAUAAUCAGAACAACCAUACUUCAUACAGCAAUCAACAUAACCAUGUUCCAUACAUGAGCAAGGAUCAAUAUGCAGAAUUGGUGCAACAAGUUAUUAAGGAAGUAAAGAUGGGACAAGCAGGAAGUUCAAACAGUCCAAAUGGUGGUUUCAAUGCAGGAGAAAUUGCUGGUACAAUUCUAAAGUAUUCAGGCACUUGUUUAUCAGUUUUUAACACUUGCACCUGGAUCAUUGAUUCAGGUGCCUCAGAGCACAUGUGUUUUGAUUCUAAAUCUUUUGUGUCUUUGUCUCCUCUUCAUGUUCCUAUCAGCAUCACUUUGCCUAAUUCUUUCAGGAUCAUUGUGACGCAUGCAGGAAGUGUCUCUAUUCUACCUAAAAUAACUCUGAAAAAUGUCCUUCAUGUUCCAGAUUUCAAAUAUAACUUAAUAUCAGUUCAUAAGUUAUGCAUUCAGUUUAAGUGUGAUGUGUUAUUUACUCUUAGUGGAUGCAUAUUACAGGACCCUUUAAUGAGGAACACUCAAGCUUUUGGUGAAGCAAGAGAAGGACUCUACUUGUUGUAG
Lycium barbarum (goji berry) is the source of this 1635-nucleotide messenger RNA. RefSeq lists its product as uncharacterized. The record is from RefSeq and is a predicted model, not a curated record. Gene Ontology annotation, molecular function: nucleic acid binding; zinc ion binding. Lineage: Eukaryota; Viridiplantae; Streptophyta; Magnoliopsida; Solanales; Solanaceae. The transcript has a single exon. Bases 1 to 1635 code for a protein of 544 amino acids.